AUGUCUGACAACCCUUUGCUUAAUAAAUUAUCAAAAGACCAAUUCAAUGCUUCAGUGAAAUUCUAUGAAGCUGAUUCACAACUUUCUCAUGAAAAUAGAGUCUCCUUAGAAUCCCAUUUGAAAGGAACUCUCCUCAAAAUAGGUCUUGUGAGUUAUACUGUUGCUACUUUAGGUUUCUCAGGUCCUUCAAUUUAUAAAAGAUUCUACCUUGGGGGUCCCACAAAACUUAUUCAUCGUCCUUUCUUAUCAUUCUUAACAGGUGUUUCUUCAUUGAUAAUGGGUAACGAAUUGGCAGGAAGAUAUUACUACCAGAGGAAAUCUGAAGAGUUGAAAUCUCAAACCCUUGAAUACGAUGCUUGGAAUGCCAUGGAAAGACAUCAAUUGUCUUUGUUCUAUUUAUAUUAUUUAAAGACCAGUCAGGACGAGAGUUAUAAGGUGAAAGAUCCCAGGUCGUUCAGGUCUAACGAUUUACACCAAGUUCAUUACAAUCCUCCAAAGAAGCAACCUAAUCCCAAGCCCAUGUUUGGAGAGAGCGAGGCUCCAGCUAUGGGCUCCGAAGGUUCUGAAAGUAUAGGCUCAGAAACCCUUGACCCACAGUCUAAUGGGGCCUUCGGAACUUCAGACUCUGAACUUUCCACUUGGGAACGUAUUAGAAUCGCUAAUGGUUACGGUAAAAACUAA
Messenger RNA from Yamadazyma jaroonii, 681 nucleotides. The record is from the annotation of a GenBank genome assembly. NCBI's taxonomy places the organism in Eukaryota, Fungi, Ascomycota, Pichiomycetes, Serinales, Debaryomycetaceae.